Parasteatoda tepidariorum (common house spider) is the source of this 2285-nucleotide messenger RNA. RefSeq lists its product as uncharacterized. The record is from RefSeq and is a predicted model, not a curated record. Lineage: Eukaryota; Metazoa; Arthropoda; Arachnida; Araneae; Theridiidae. Gene Ontology annotation, molecular function: nucleic acid binding; zinc ion binding.
ACAAGGUGUGCGACCAUCUUGUAUUUGUUUAUCAUCAAAAAAUCCAUAUUGCUGUUUACAAACGUUAUUUACGCUUCACUAUGAGUUCCAAUGAAUGCUACAAAUGUCACAAAGUUGGACAUUUUGCACGUGAAUGCACUCAAAAUGGUGGAAUACGGUAUAUUGGAUCAAGGAAUAGAGGUGGCGGCCGUGGUGGAAGGGUUGAUAUGCGUUCAAUGCCCAGAGAAAAAUGUUUCAAAUGCAAUAGAAUUGGUCAUUUUGCGAGAGAUUGUAAAGAAACUGAGGAUCGUUGUUACAGAUGCAAUGGAGCUGGACAUAUUGCUAAAGAUUGUGAUAAUGCACCAGAUGAAAUGUCUUGCUAUAAUUGUGGUAGAACAGGGCACAUAGCACGUGAGUGUAAAGAACAUGAGAAAACUUGUUAUAUUUGUGGAAAACGAGGGCAUAUUUCUCGAGACUGUGAACAAGAUGACCGCAAAUGCUACGGGUGUGGUAAGAUUGGCCACAUCUCACGGGAUUGUCCUGAGGCUGAUAAAGAUGAAAGAAAAUGUUACAAUUGCGGUGCUGGUGGUCAUAUUAGCAAAGAAUGUCCUGAAUCUGGAAGUUAUACUGAAGUGGAUGAGACAGUUUGCUAUAAAUGCAGUGAGAAAGGUCAUAUUGCUCGGAAUUGCAACUCCAACAGAGGAAACAAGUGUUACUCCUGUGGAGAAAUGGGUCACAUAGCUCGUGAAUGCGAAUCAAAGGCUUAAAAAUGAGAGCCCAAAUUAAAAUGGAAGAAUCUGCUAUAGUUAUGUCUGGAUAGCUGCAUUCUUGGGCAGCGUCCUUUCUUAAUGUGGGUGAGUGGAAAUAAGCCAUUAUGCUGCAUAAUAAAAUGCUUAAUGCAUAUAUUUGAUGCAGGGGAAGUUGUAUCGUUAUCUUAUUAUAUUAUCGCUGCUUUUUUAUUGUUGGAUGAAGUCACAUGUGAAAGAUGUGUUAUUUUAAAGUUUUGUUGACCUUUUAGAUUGUGCAAGAUUAACCAUGAUUUCUGUUUUUUAGUGAUUUUGAUUUUAUUCUUGAGUUUUAUGUGAUAUGAAUUGCUUAUUGUUGAAAUCUUUUGUUUAUGAUGUUAUAGUGUACAAACUGAGUUUUGUUUUUGUUUUGGUAGACAUUUAUUUGUUAACAAAUGUGAAUACUAGAAAAAAAAAGGCUUUAUGACUUGCGAGGGAGUGAUAUUUUACAUUAUUGCAAUUCCCACUCUUGGAUGUAACCAAAUAUCUAGCUUGUGUAUUGUGAGUGGAUAAAUGUUGUGCUGGUGCUCCCUUCUUAUUGUGAUGCAACAGUUAUUAUUGAUAUAUUAGUUUUUGUAUACUUGCUGAGUCGUUUGAAGAAACGGCUAUCAUAGAAUUUUUAAAGAGUUUUUCCAAAAGAAAUGUACAAAGCAUUUUAAUGUUUUCUUUUUUUAAAUUAUUACAAAAGUUAAUGAUGACUUUUCAUUUUUUUAAAUUCUACCUCUGUUUGUUUGUUGUUGUUGAUAAAGAGUUACUAUGGUAACUUUUAGCAGUACAAUCUUUAGUUUAUGAAAUAUUUUAAUCACUACUAGAUUUUGAUAAUUUUAUUAUGACCAUAAUAAAUAAAUAAAUAGUUAUAAAUUUAAAUAUAUUUUAUUGGUAUGUUAUUAUUCAUCAUUUCUAUGCAAAUUUUUCAAUCAUAUUGUGUACAUUAAAUUUUAAUUUUUAUAAUUUUCUCCAAUUUUUCAUAAACAUAUUUACCAUUCUCUAGUCAGUCAGUUAUUUUCAAUCUCAAAGGCUUCCUAAAGAGUUUUCAUCAUUUAUAAUCAUUAGUUAUUUUAAUCUUAAAAUUGAAUGAAAUGCUUCAAAUGUAAUUUUAAAAAUGCUCUUUUUGUUAACAGGGCAUUAAUUUUUUUAAUCAAAAAGUUUCAUUUACAAUUUUAAAAUGCAUCUUUUAACUAGAUAUGAAAUACCAUUUAAAAUCUUUAUAAUAGCGUAGACAUUUUUUGAACCUUAGUUUAUAGUUUAAAUUUUUUUACAACUGUGUAUAUUGAUAUAACAACAUAAAAGUUAUAAGUCCAAAAUAUACUUAAAUUGUUAUUUUUAUUUAAAUGUGAUGAAAAUAGAUCAACUUAUAUUAUAGUGGUAAAAAGAGAAUUUAUUAUUGUAUGUUGUAAAUACAAAUUGUUGUUCAUGUUUAUGCGCACAUUUAUUGAAGAUAAUACCACAGUUCUAAUCUCUCAAGAGCUAAACACUUCAUCUUGUUGACUGUAUUAUGUAUCUAUAUACAUGUACGUAAAA